Molecule: messenger RNA, 822 nt
Organism: Rhododendron vialii
Lineage: Eukaryota; Viridiplantae; Streptophyta; Magnoliopsida; Ericales; Ericaceae
Exons: 4
Coding region: 1-822 (273 amino acids)
Source: RefSeq, a predicted model, not a curated record
AUGGGAAAGAAAAGAGGACGUGAAGAAGUAUACAACAAGGGCAUAGUCUUCACGGAUGAGGACCUGGGAGGAGUCCAGGCGGAUUUGGUGCAGUCAAUAACCCCUCUCGUAGGAUUUGGAGCAGGUGCAGUUUGGCCAUUGGGCAAGGUAACUCUACCUAUUCGGGCAGGGAUAGUAGUGCUACAUACCGACUUCCUAGUAGUGGAUGUUCCGUCUUCUUAUAAUGCCAUUAUAGGAAGAACCUGGUUGCACAAGAUGAGGGCAGUUUCCUUUACCUACCAUCAGAUGGUAAAAUUUCCUGGGUCCAAUGGAGUUGAAAAGAUUAGUGGAAACCAGAAAGUUAUCCAACAAGAUUCUGGACUAGCCGACCAUCGAGGAUGUCGGAGGGGAGCCGCCGAGAAAGUGGUAGAAGGUUUAAAGAAGAUUCAGAUCAAUGAGACUGAUCCAAAAAGGUAUUUCCUGAUUGGGGAAAACCUGAGCAAAAAAGAAGAACAAGAGUUGGUUGGAUUCCUGAGGGAAUACAUUGACGUGUUUGCCUGGGUCCCCGAAGAGAUGCCUGGGGUGGAUGCAAACAAGCAAAGGCUAUACGAGAAGUUUUGUUACCCAGAGUGGUUGUCUAACACUGUGGUAGUAAAGAAAAAGAAUGGGAAGUGGCAUGUCUGUGUGGACUUCACGGAUUUAAACAAGGGCUGUCCAAAGGACAGUUUCCCCCUCCCAAGGAUAGAUCAAUUGGUGGAUGCAACAGCUGGGUAUGGGUGGAUGAGUUUUCUCAACGCAUAUUGGGGGUAUCAUCAGAUUGCCAUAUAUGGGCCCGAUCAAUAG